Messenger RNA from Acanthoscelides obtectus, 2073 nucleotides. The record is from the annotation of a GenBank genome assembly. NCBI's taxonomy places the organism in Eukaryota, Metazoa, Arthropoda, Insecta, Coleoptera, Chrysomelidae.
UGCAAGUAAACAGGCGUAUUUCUUGAAUAUAAAAUGAUGGGCUAGUUGUUAUCGUUAUACUACUUCGAACGAACAGUAAUAGCUAAACUCAUCAAAAUGAAGACCUGCUUCGUGAUUUUCUGUUUUGCCUUGAUUGCAAUUGCCAGUGCUGCUCCUUCAGGGAAAGACAACGGACAAGAGGAACAAAUGACCCAAGAACAAGUAGCUGAGAUUCUGAAGUAUGUGAUUCCACCAUGGGUAACCUGCGUCAACCUGAACUGCAGGCUUGGGUGCAUUGAAAGCGGCGCUGUUUCUGGAUACUGCGCAGCUGGAUCUUGCCAAUGCGUUAUUCCCUCACCAACUGCUUAAUUAUUUCGAACACCGAAGCACUUCGACUUAUAUUCGGUGCUUCUAAUAAAGACGUUUAAUAAUUAAAUGUUGUAUUUUGAUUCUCGUAUAUUGCGACUAUCACCAUAUGGGUAACCCUUAUUUGGGCGAAGAAGUAUUAUAGUCGUGCAAAAUUCCAAAAAUUCUCCUCAUCUUGGAGAGUACCCCUCGGGUUCACACAAGGAUACUACUAUGUCAAAGCGAAACAGCUUUGUAGUUCUGGAAAAUCUAUCUAGUGGCAGCUGAAACGGAAAAAUUAUAAAUUGCUAACACCUCGUUUGUUGGUGUUUCAACUGUUCCUGGUCAUCUUCAGAUAAAAUUUUGCAUGAGCUGUAAAUUUGGAGCUAGAGGUUGUAAAUGUUGGAUGCUUUGUAUCAGUGAAAGACGCUGUAUUAUUAAGAAGCCCCUGAUCUCGGUAAUACUGUGCACCUGUCAGAUAAACUGAAUCGCUGAUAAGUUCCAGUCAGGUCAAUUGAUUACUAUAUUCAUGGCAGGCCACUAGCGUGCAGCGUAUGUUUUACCACGAGUUGGUGUUAAGAAUCUUAGACAUAUUGCUAUUGCUUUAUUGUAUAAAUGCAAAAGUCUUUGUGUCAACUAGGUCGAUUCCAUAUCAUACAUGCAAUCGCUUUCAUCAAUUUCUUUAGAAGCAUAGUUAAUAUAUCGUUAGGUCUGAAAAUUAACCGAACAUAAUAUAAUUAUUAAUGAUAGAAUUGACGCUAUGUUUCACUUGCAUUUCUGAGAAAAGUCGGAAGAAUAGCUCCGUUAGUACUUGUAUGAUGUUUACUAAAUUUUGCUCUAAUGAAUGCGUUAUUCUUUACAUCUUUUGAGAAGAAUUGACACUACUUGAAAGACAGCAGGCCAGAUUCGUGAACUCCUCGUAUCGUCGAGAAUUAUCCUGCUGUGUGGUAUCAGAUAUGCGUUGAUUUGGCUCCAGGGUAAAUCUGACAUCACAUCUGUCACUCAGGCGGUCAACGAUUGGAUGUCUGAGCCAAUCUGCGAAAAAUUCAAGUCAGAAAGGCCUGGGGGUCUCCUGUCUUUGAACAUCAUUAGCUUCGUCGCCCGUAACUAUUUCCAUCCCAUGUUGCCUGCAUUUCGCUGGCAAAGGAAGUAUCUUUAGUAGAAUGAGGGUAUGCCUUCAGGUUUGCAAUGUAACUGGACCUUAAGUCAAGCUUUGAUUAAUGGAAUUAGAUCCAGUAGAUUGUAUGCACGUGUACAUAGGCUCAGGCCUUUUGAGCUUCUGCAUCUCUUCUGCUCAUGCUGGCGCUCUGAGAGGACGUUGACGUUAUAAAAUAAAAUUUCCAUUUAUAAAUAUCUGACACUUCAAAAAGAUGGAUGACAAGCUCGUAGUUCGACAUGCCAAAGGCAAUAAGGAUUUAUUCGUAGCCUUGAAAGUAUCUACCAGGAUAUUGUUCUUGUUCUGACUCUAUAAUACAGCUUUUUGACUUUGUUAGAAUGAAAAGUCUUGUUUCAUUUGAAACGUUCUAAGUUAAACUGUUUUGGCAUGGAUUUGUAAAUUGAAUAAUGCCAAUUGUAUAAUUGUGCUCCUUCCAGUUGUAUGAAAAUGGAUCGUGGUACCGUUUCUCUUUGUUAGCUAGCUCCUCCGUAUCUGUUUACUGUAGAAGCAAAAAUAUAUGUAUACAUUGUGAUAAAAUAUGCCUUGAGACUGUCAUACACUAUCUCUAUUCAAUAAAUAUAUCUCACUGUUGA